GCCGGGAGGCCGGGGAGACGGCAUUUGAAAUUUUGUUAAAAAAAACUGGACUGCCAAGGGCUGUCACGAUUUUUGGAGAAGCUUCAUUUUCCUAAUUUGAGAAGACAUAAAUGGUCAAGAAAUUCACAAAAUGGAGAAUGAGCAGAAGGAAAAUCACUUUUUUGAGCCACAUAAAAGAAUGUUGAUGAAAACGCCUCUGAAAGAGUCAUCUACCUCAAAUACAGUAUUAACAGAGCUCCAGCCUGGGCCUUUGACGACACCAACCAAGCCUAAGGAAACCUCUCCUGGAGAGCCAUGGACACCAACAGCUAAUCUUAAAAUGUUGAUCAGUGCUGCUAGUCCUGAGAUUAGAAACAGAGAGCAGAAAAAAGGACUGUCUGGCAACCAAAGUGGAAUCCUAGAGGCAAAAGAUUGUUUACAUGAACAUCUAUCUGGAGAUGAAUUUGAGAAAUCCCAACCAAGUCGGAAAGAGAAAAGUUUAGGAUUGUUGUGUCAUAAAUUCUUGGCACGAUAUCCUAACUAUCCUAAUCCCGCAGUGAAUAAUGACAUUUGUCUUGAUGAAGUAGCAGAAGAGCUCAAUGUUGAACGCAGGCGUAUUUAUGACAUUGUGAAUGUGUUGGAGAGUUUGCAUAUGGUGAGCCGCCUUGCCAAAAACAGAUAUACUUGGCACGGGCGUCAUAAUCUCAACAAAACUCUUGGAACUCUGAAAAAUGUCGGCGAAGAGAAUAAAUAUGCCGAACAAAUUAUGAUGAUCAAAAAGAGAGAGUACGAGCAAGAAUUUGACUUUAACAGUGACAAAAACGAGGAGAAUCUAGUGAAACCAAACAUCCGUCAAAAUGGACAUACAGACAUGUGCUUUAUUGAACUUCCGGGAGUGGAAUUUCGGGCAGCGUCUGUAAACAGCAGAAAAGACAAGUCUCUAAGAGUAAUGAGCCAGAAAUUUGUGAUGCUGUUUCUAGUAUCAACACCUCAGGUCGUGAGCCUUGAAAUUGCUGCCAAAAUUUUAAUUGGUGAGGAUCACAUAGAAGAUUUAGAUAAAAGCAAGUUUAAAACUAAAAUUAGGAGAUUGUAUGACAUUGCUAACGUUCUCAGUAGCCUUGAGCUUAUCAAGAAAGUUCAUGUUACAGAGGAGAGGGGCAGAAAACCUGCUUUUAAAUGGACGGGGCCAGAAAUCUGUACCAAUUCCAACGUUUUAAGCCCCGUUUCUUCCACUCCUCUUGACUCAGCUGAUUUGGAAGUACCUAAAUCUUCCAAAGAGCAGUGUGCCAAAAAUCUCUUUUCUUCAAGUGGGAAGCCAAACUUCACUCGACACCCAUCUUUAAUAAAACUGGUUAAGAGUAUAGAAAGUGACCGAAGAAAGAUAAACUCUGCCCCUAGCAGUCCCAUCAAAACCAAUAAAGGUGAUGGUUCUACCAGUUCAGCCCCCUUUCCAAAUAAAAUGGCACAACUUGCAGCAAUUUGCAAAAUGCAGUUAGAAGAGCAGUCAAGUGGACCCAAAAAGGUGAAAAUGCAACUGUCAAGAUCUCCCUUACAAUGUAAAUCAGCAUUUCCUUUGGAUUCAGUGUCUAAUUCUGAACCCGACCAAGCCAAAUCCUCUCAGACUGCAUCUCUCAUUCAGCCCCUCGGCGUCGUACCCCUGAUCCACAAUUCAUUAUGUUCAGCAGUUCCUGUCAUCCUACCUCAGGCCCGGUCUGGUGCUUCUUAUGCAAUCUAUCUGCAGCCUUCCCAAGCACAAACUGCAACUUCACAAGGCAUAAACUCCACUAUGCACUCUUUAUCCUGCUCUAGCGUAACUGGAAAUCCAAGUUCCAUUGAUUCCAAAUCCAAAGUGCUCACUAAUAAAAUAACCACCGAAAAAGCCAAAAAUGAUGCCUUGAAAACUGAUGAUACCACUAGACUUGGAAACUCAUUGCCGACUCCAGAAAGACAAGCUAUAAAAAGUGAAGAAAAUGAAUCUGCGUCAGGAAAGCAUCUAAAAAGAUCUAAUGUGCUGGAGGACAACAUUUCAAUUAAAAAAUUUAAAGAAGACUUGAAGGGGCUUGAAAAUCUUUCCGCAACCUUGAUUCCAACCGGAUACCUCAUUCCUCUUGCACAAUGUUCUUCAUUAGGUACAGAGUCUAUUUUAUCUAAUAAGGAAAGUCCUGGUGCAUGUUCCCCAACGCCUAGAAUCUACAAUUCACCAAUUGCAGGCGUUAUUCCUGUGACAGCCCCUGAAUUGACUGCUGUUAACUUUUCCUCCUUUCAUGUAACCCCUUUGAAGCUAAUGGUGUCACCGACUUCUGUAGCAGCGGUACCUGUAGUGAGCAGUCCAUCACUGGCUUCAGGCCACUCCGUUCCCGCCCAGAAUCCAAGUUCGACUAUUGUAAACUUCACUCUGCAAAAUUUAGGACUGAUCUCUCCUAGCAUGCAGGUUUCUGCAAGUCCUGGACCAGCACCCGUACCAGUGUCUCCACAGAUCGAGCGCAUUAGUACUGCAUCCGAAAAUGGGAGCAUUUCUCUAGGAAAAACCACUAAGCAUGAUUCACCGGGACCUGGACAGAACCUAGUGAAUGGACAAUCACUUUCUGCGACUCCAGUACCGCAGCCUGUACCACUCACACCCAAGGGAUCACAAUUAGUGGCCGAAAAUUUCUUCAGAACACCAGGAGGGCCGACAAAACUUUCUGACUCAUCUUCUACAAAUUCAAAUGGUGCUAGUAAAUCUUCUCUGGGAAACCUCUUUGUCCCACAACGAAAGCUUGAAGUCUCUUCUGAGGAUGUUCCCUAAUGAAGGGAACUAACUGAUGCUCUGCAAUAGAAAUGAAUUCAAUAGAAAAGAUUUUUCGUUCACAUUGCUCUCUACAAUUGUUAACAAACUUGUUUGGAGGACAUUUUCCCCGGAAAAACUGUAAAUAUUUUGGAUGAUCUACUUAAUAUGAGAAUAGUAUCUUAUUUUCAUAUGACUUUAUAUUUGUAUAAAAUAUAAGUUACUACCUUUAAAGCUACAAAAUAAAGACAAAAUAUUAAACUAAGGUACCUUAAAUUCUGGGGAAAGCUGUUUGAAGAAAAUUGUAACAAACUAUUUUGCGGAAUAAUUGUGCUUGGUUACAGUUUAUAACACCACAGCAUUUUAUUAUACUUUGCACAAUGAGAGUGCUGUGUGAUGUAUAAUAUUGUACUUUAAAACAGGAAGGAUAUAGUUAUAUUUUGUAAUUUCUUCAGCCCCAUGCUUUGAAGCAAUGUCUUUUGUAAAGUUAGAACAAUU
Messenger RNA from Tachyglossus aculeatus (Australian echidna), 3244 nucleotides. RefSeq names its product E2F transcription factor 8 (gene E2F8). Gene Ontology annotation, molecular function: DNA-binding transcription factor activity, RNA polymerase II-specific; RNA polymerase II cis-regulatory region sequence-specific DNA binding. The record is from RefSeq and is a predicted model, not a curated record. Gene Ontology annotation, cellular component: RNA polymerase II transcription regulator complex. NCBI's taxonomy places the organism in Eukaryota, Metazoa, Chordata, Mammalia, Monotremata, Tachyglossidae. Bases 131 to 2767 code for a protein of 878 amino acids. Gene Ontology annotation, biological process: regulation of transcription by RNA polymerase II. The transcript is spliced from 13 exons.